CGGAUACUAACUCCCAUAGGAUUCUAAUCUCAGCCGUUAAAUCUCAUUCAAAAGUCGCUAUAAAACGAAAAAGAACCCACCUUAACAUUUCUAGGGUUUUCAUUAUCUUAUCAUCACACAGCAUAUUUGCAGCGCCACUAUUGUUUCCUCUUGAGUUUUAUUACCGAGUUUGAGGUGUAAUUAUGUCUCAUCGCAAGUUUGAGCAUCCCAGACAUGGCUCCUUGGGAUUUCUCCCAAGAAAGAGAGCCUCGCGCCAAAGAGGAAAAGUGAAGGCAUUUCCCAAAGAUGAUCCAAAAAAACCAUGCAGAUUGACUGCUUUUUUGGGUUACAAAGCAGGGAUGACCCACAUUGUCAGAGAUGUUGAAAAGCCAGGCUCAAAGCUACAUAAGAAGGAAACAUGUGAAGCUGUUACGAUCAUAGAAACACCACCCAUGGUGGUUGUUGGUGUUGUGGGUUAUGUAAAAACACCUCGUGGUCUCCGUUCACUGAACACUGUAUGGGCCCAACAUUUGAGUGAGGAUGUUAAGAGGAGAUUUUACAAGAACUGGUGCAAGUCCAAGAAGAAGGCAUUCACUAAGUACUCGAAGAAGUUUGAAUCUGAGGAAGGGAAGAAAGAUACUCAAGUUCAAUUGGAGAAGAUGAAGAAGUAUUGCACUGUCAUUCGUGUCUUGGCACACACUCAGAUUAGAAAGAUGAAAGGACUGAAGCAGAAAAAGGCUCAUUUAAUGGAGAUUCAGGUGAAUGGUGGUGAUGUUGCUCAGAAGGUUGACUUUGCAUACAGCUUCUUUGAGAAGCAAGUUCCUAUUGAUGCUGUUUUCCAAAAGGAUGAGAUGAUCGACAUAAUUGGGGUGACCAAGGGAAAGGGUUAUGAAGGUGUUGUUACUCGUUGGGGUGUCACCCGACUCCCUCGCAAGACCCACCGUGGUCUUAGGAAAGUGGCUUGUAUUGGUGCGUGGCAUCCAGCUAGGGUUUCAUUUACUGUUGCUAGGGCUGGGCAGAAUGGUUACCAUCACCGCACAGAGAUGAAUAAGAAAAUCUAUAAGCUUGGGAAGGCUGGCCAUGAGUCUCAUUCGGCAAUUACUGAAUAUGACAGGACUGAGAAGGACAUCACUCCUAUAGGUGGAUUCCCCCACUAUGGCAUAGUGAAGGAAGAUUUUUUGAUGAUUAAGGGAUGCUGUGUGGGCCCAAAGAAGCGUGUUGUAACCCUGAGACAGUCCUUGUUGAAUCAAACUUCACGGGUCGCUAUGGAGGAGAUUAAGAUCAAAUUUAUUGAUACAUCCUCGAAGUUUGGCCAUGGUAGAUUCCAGACAGCACAGGAGAAGGCCAAAUUCUAUGGACGCCUGAAGGCUUGAUUUUACAAGAGAGAUUCUAUAUUUCUUCUUAGUUCAUUCUGCUGUUGGUUCAGUGACUACAGUUUUGCUGGUUCUGUUGUUAUUCACUAAAACCUGUUUUUGAGAUUUUAUAAUCAAAUUGGUGUGAAUUUGCAAUAUAUUUGCGGCAGAAUCAUGUGUAUGAGCCUAUUGUCUGCUUAAUGCAAAUUAUGAUUGGACAGUUUUGUUAAA
Ricinus communis (castor bean) is the source of this 1562-nucleotide messenger RNA. Its product is annotated as 60S ribosomal protein L3-2. Gene Ontology annotation, molecular function: RNA binding; structural constituent of ribosome. The transcript has 6 exons. The record is from RefSeq and is a predicted model, not a curated record. Gene Ontology annotation, biological process: translation; ribosomal large subunit assembly. Lineage: Eukaryota; Viridiplantae; Streptophyta; Magnoliopsida; Malpighiales; Euphorbiaceae. Bases 183 to 1352 code for a protein of 389 amino acids. Gene Ontology annotation, cellular component: cytosolic large ribosomal subunit; ribosome.